Molecule: messenger RNA, 4542 nt
Organism: Sebastes umbrosus (honeycomb rockfish)
Lineage: Eukaryota; Metazoa; Chordata; Actinopteri; Perciformes; Sebastidae
Gene: prdm1a
Product: PR domain containing 1a, with ZNF domain
Exons: 7
Coding region: 192-2735 (847 amino acids)
Biological process (GO): cell fate commitment; regulation of transcription by RNA polymerase II
Cellular component (GO): cytoplasm; nucleus
Molecular function (GO): RNA polymerase II cis-regulatory region sequence-specific DNA binding; histone deacetylase binding; DNA-binding transcription repressor activity, RNA polymerase II-specific
Source: RefSeq, a predicted model, not a curated record
UUGAGAGGCAUUUUACGCAGGACACCGAGUGGAUCAUACACACUUUAACACACACACACACGUACACACACGCAGCGUUGUGUGGAGUAUCAGCGCUCGGAGACAGACUGCACCUGUCCUACACACACACACACACUCUCUGCAUCCUCAGACACACACAUCAUAGAGAGAGGAGCUGACCGGUCGUCCCUAUGUGUGGAUGGGACCAAAGUUACACGGCGACCUCUCAUAGCUCGGCCAUGUUGACCAGUGAGGGGGCGCACACCAUGGAGCAAGACGACACGCACCACAGAGCCAAGAUGGCUUCAACAGCCACCACCACCACCACCACCAGCUCCAGCUCAGGUGGGGCAGAGACGAUGACAGACACGGACGUGGACAUGGAGGUGGAAGUAGAGAUGGAGGAGGCAGACCUGACCCGAUGGACGGAAGCAGAGUUCGAGGAGAAGUGCACGUACAUCGUCAAAGACACGGCUUGGGAGGCGGGGCCAGACAGUGAAGCCAUGACAACGACGGCAACCAGAGCUGAGGCGUCGCUGCCCCGAAACCUGGCUUUCAAACACCCGGCUGACAGCAAGGAGGUGGUCGGCGUAUGCAGCAGGGAGUACAUCCCCAAAGGAACUCGUUUCGGUCCCCUGGUGGGCGAGAUCUACACGGCCGACAGUGUCCCCAAAGACAUCAACCGCAAGUACUUUUGGCGGAUCUACGAGGACAGGGAGUUCCACCACUUCGUCGACGGCCUGGAUGAGACGCGCUCUAACUGGAUGCGGUACGUGAACCCGGCCCACUCGGCGGCAGAGCAGAACAUCGCGGCAUGUCAGAACGGCAUGGAGAUUUACUUCUACACGGUGAAGCCCGUCCUCGCCGGCGCUGAGCUGCUCGUCUGGUACUGCCACGACUUCGCCCGACGUCUCCACUACCCGCCAUCCGGAGAGCUGAUGAUGCAGAAACUCAAGCAGUCCCUCUUGGAGGUCAAGCAGCAGCAGGUGAGCAGUGAGGAGCGUUCGGUCGAAGCCUCCAGCCCGUCCCCUGUCGCGGUGACUCCCACCCCGCCCAAGAGGGAACACAGUGUCCUCUCCAUUCUGCGUGGCACCAACAGCACCCCCUCCUCCUCCUCGCCCAUGAAGAGGGAGCCCAGCCGGCCGCUUCCCACCCGGCCGCGCUGCGCCGACAGCCCGGAGCGCCCCCUGUACCCUCGCGCUCUCUACCCGGCUCUCAGGCCCCACCCUCACAUCCCUGAAGACUUCCUUGCUCACAAACAAGGCCAGCUUGGUUACCCCGCAACUCGUUCCCCUGGCAACCAGUCUUCAGCCACACCCAGUCCGUCGGCGAGGAGCAGCCCAGACAGCAGCCCUCAGGGGAGCCCCUCGGGUUCUUUCUACCCGACCGGACUGGGUUCUUACCCCGGUUACUCCCCGCCAUCUACCCCCAUGUCCUCAAACUUCUACCCUCCAGGAGCCCCUUACCAACGCUACCUCCUUCCCCAUCACUACCCUCUGCCUGGCGGUGGUGUCCCCACCGUGGGAGGAAUCUUUCCCAGGAUGUACCCCAUCUACAGCAACCUCCUGCCCCCUCACGUGCCCCUCCUGCCCUCCGACGCAGCAGGGAGGCGCUUCCUGAUUCCGGACCACGUCCACCACUCCUCCAUCUCUGCCCACAGAGAUUUCCUCCUUCCCAGGCCCACCAGUGCCUUCUCGGCUGCCACCUCCCCGAAGGACAAAGCAGGGCCUCACCACCAUUACCCCGGUCACCCACACAGACCCGCCCACUCGCCCUCCAGCGGCUCCCCAACAGCAGGCACAGCACCUCCCAACGAGCGGGUGCCCACCAAGCCUACCUCAGCACUGCUGGGCAAUGCCAGUGAGCAUUGCUCCGAUGAGGAGGCCAUCAACCUGUCCAAGGUGAAGCGUGGCCCGGGCUCAGCGGGCUACAAGGCGCUGCCGUACCCGCUCAAGAAGCAGAAUGGCAAAAUCAAAUACGAGUGCAACGUGUGCAGCAAGACCUUCGGACAGCUGUCGAACCUGAAGGUUCAUCUUCGUGUCCACAGUGGAGAGAGACCCUUCAAAUGUCAGACCUGUAACAAAGGCUUCACCCAGCUGGCUCACCUGCAGAAGCACUUCCUGGUCCACACUGGGGAGAAGCCACAUGAAUGCCAGGUUUGUCGCAAGCGCUUCAGCAGCACCAGCAACCUGAAAACUCACCUGCGCCUCCACUCAGGGGAAAAGCCCUACCACUGCAAACUCUGCCCAGCCAAGUUCACCCAGUUCGUCCACCUCAAGCUGCACAAGCGCCUGCAUUCCCGCGAGCGUCCACACAAAUGCCCCCACUGCCACCGCCACUACAUCCACCUGUGCAGCCUGCGGCUUCACCUGAAGGGCUACUGCCCAACUGUCUCCAGCCAGGGUCCCUUGGACGAGGUACAACGCGCCAACGAGGAGAUCGAGCGCUUUGACGUCAGCGAGCAUGCCGAGCAGCUGGAGCAGCUGCAGGGAGGGGUGGAGGUGGAGGCCAUGUUGGAGAAGCAGAUCUUGGGGAUGCUGUGGAGGGAUACCGACCUUAAGUCCUCCCACUUCCAUCCCCACCACAAGGGCGGCGCCACCGACCUUCUGUCUGCGGGUUACGGUUCAUACGAGUCCCCGAACGAGACGUCGGUCAUCAAGAUGCGGCACAGCAGCCCCAUGCUGCCGCUUCCUGCCAACGUCACCGUCAAGCAGGAGUCAGAGGAUCACGCAUAAGUGACCUUUAAACCAAAGGGACAUAGAGUCAAGACUGUAUGACUCACGGCGGACUCGGUUGCCAGGAGCAACAGCUGUAAAUAGAUAAUUCUGUACCUGGUUGUCAUCAGGAGUGACAUCAUGAUUACACCAGGUUUUCAACCUAUCAGGGACUCGCGUACUCAGGGCUCAAGAGACACUGUCCCAUGACUACUUAGCGGUUUCAGCGUUUAUUAUACUUAGAGACAAUCAUCUACCCAGGAUUUACCUUUAAUGUAAUUAAUAUAAUGCUAUUAUCAUUAUUUGUUGUUGUAUUAUUUGGUCUGUAUUUUCAAAUGUUUUUUUUGAUCAAUUAGUUGUUAUAUAACCUCCUUAAUUUAUUAUACUUUUUAUUUGUUGUCUUCAAAAGCAAUAAGUGGAAGGGAUGGUUACACUGACGGGUGAAAUCAAUGUACUAUUUUUCUGUUUAUUUUGUUUUUUCUCUGUGGCCAUUUCUCUGUAGAUAGUCACUCUCUCUAUGCCUAUAUCCGUCCGUCCUGCGACCUCUGACCUAUAGAACCAGGGGGGUCCACUCUUCAGGGUUUUUUUCUAUUUAAAUUUAGAAACCACUAUAGCAGGUAAAAAAAAAAAAAUGGGUUGAAAAACUUGCCAAAGUGCGGCACAUAAAUUUGUUAAUUUAGCGAAGAAGAGCUUUAUUUCAACCCUGCUUGAUAGCUUCCCUAAAGUAUGUCUGUGUCCUUUUCUGAUGCCUACUUAAUUUAAUUUGAAACAAAAAAGGGCAUUUAUUGUAUAUUUUUCACAACGGUUACCUCAGUGUGCAUGUGACGAUAUGAGUGUUUGUGUGCGUGGGUGUGUGUUUAAAGGGACAGCUAAAGGUGGGAGCUUUCUAUUUAUUUGCGUUUUGCUACUUGAAGAAGAAGAAGAAACCAAACUGAACUGGAGUGCAGCUCUUCAUGUGGUCCAAAGUGAGCGGCUCAGCCCGCUGAAACAUGUAGCACAUAACGGACUCGGGAGGCCGGCUAUAGCCGCCCCCCCUCGUCCCUCCUUUUGUUUUAUUUUUCUACAACACUGUCAACGCCCCAACAGGGAAGUGAACAUCCUCAAAUAUGAGGGGUUCACACUUGACGCUAGUAACCAAAGUUCACUUGGCUUUAAUUUCAAACCAAAAAAACACAAGAAAGGAAAAUGAAAACAAGGAAAGAAGGACUUGGGGAAUCAAAUAUGCUGACGAAGGGAAGAUGUACUGUGUGUAUAUGAUGAUGAUGAAGUGUUCACUCUUUCGCUGUGGUCUCACGUUUUGUAGAUGUUUUGUUAUUGUUCUUGUUGUUUGUUAAUAUUUCGGUUGAGAAGCAAAUGGCCCUUUCUUCAACCCCACCCGUCCGCCAUCUUGUUGAACUGGCAUACACCAAAGCACCUCGGCCUUCUUUUAUGCACUGGCCCCCUCCUCCUACUUUAUAACUUCAGUGCCGAUGCUUACACCAUUUACACUGUGUACAAUAUCACUGAAAACUGGUCGUAUUGGCGUUAAGGCUCAACUUAAUGUUACUAAAGCAACUGUGAUUUUCUGUAGCAGUUGUACAUCAACAACCUGAACUCUGUAGCUCUCUCUCUCUCUCUCUCUCUCUCUCUCUUUCUUCUGUUUCAUUAUCUUUCUCUCUAACUAAUGUUCGACCAAAGCGUCUCUUUCUCUGAUCAGAGCUUUAUCUCCAGAGGAGAAUCCCCUAAAGGACUGUCUCUGUUUACAUUCUGGUUUACAUAACGUUAUUUAUGUGCAAAAAUGUCAAAAAAGUGUAAAUUAUGAUAUAAAUGUUCACUGCUCUAAUCUAAA